AACAAAAAAAACUGGAAACAGAAGAAAAAUACCAUUGCUUGUUUAGUUUUUUUUUUUUUUUUUUGUCCUUUAUUGACUUUGUCAUAUGUUGCUCUUACCUCAUGGAGUUGCUGUGUUGAGCAUUCAACCUAGUUUAACCUUUGGAAUGUAGGCUGUAUCUGGUAACGGGAAACUACUGGAUCAAGUGGAAGUAGGAAUACUGUCAGAGAAACUUUUGGACCAAAUGAUGAUUGAGGAAACAACAGGUGACGCUCAGGCUAAACUAGAUGAGAAGAAAACUCAAGCAUCCAGUUGUCCUACUUCUGCUGCAUCAGGACAAAGCAACAACACUGGAAAUAAAGAAUCACUAGUACUGAAGGUUGAUGAAAGGCAAAGGCUCGCUAGAGAACGACGGGAGGAGCGUGAAAAGCAGCUCGCUGCUAGGGAAUCUGCCUUUUUAGAAAAGGAAGAAAGGGCUAAGCAGUACUAUGAAAAGCACCUGGAAGAGCGGAAGAAGAAAUUAGAAGAGCAGCGAAUAAAGGAGGAAAAGCGACGAGCUGCCGUAGAGGAAAAACGAAGACUGAGGCUUGAGGAACAAAAGGAGCGACAUGAAGCUGUUGUUCGAAGGACGAUUGAGAGAAGCCAAAAAGCAAAACAAAAACCCAGCAGGUGGUCUUGGGGCGGGGCAAUGCACAGCAGCACAAUCAACACCAGUGGUUCUGUUGAAUCUGCUUUCCUCUUUCUCGAUUUAGCAGGCCUGGAGCACCACUUCCAGGGUGCUUGUGGUUUUCGCAGAUAUGGUACAAAAAUGCAAUAUGCAGACCGGCGGUCUGUUUCCACCAUGAACCUCUCGAAACAUGUUGAUCCAGUCAUGAGCAAGCGGCUCUCCUCCUCAUCGGCAACGUUAUUAAAUGCUUCAGACAGAGCCUUGCAGAAAAGGAGUUCGUACUUGAUCAAACUUCAGUCAAAGCCACGUUCCUCCUCCCGAGGAAAGCCCUCUCAGGAUGCACAGCCAGAUGUUCCUGUGGAACGAAAAUCGCGUCGAAUGCAGCUUAGCCCCUGGGAGAGCAACAUUGUCAGCCGGCUACUAACCCCGACCCAUUCCUAUCUGGCAAGGAGCAGAAGUGCUGUUUCUUUGUCUGGAGAGACAGUUGUCCCCAUUUGUCCCCGUUCAGCGUCUUUCAGUUCCAUGACACCAGCAUCCUACAAGCCUACCCACUGUAGAAGUGUGGAAAGACCAAGGGCUAUUUUCUCGAGCUCAGAGGCCGCUAACCGCAGGAGAACUGUGCAUUCAGUAACGAUUGAAAAAAAGGAAAAAGAUAAAGAAAAUGAGAAAGAGAAGAAAGGUUUAUCAAACCUCACUGCCCCUCCUGCAAUCUCGACAGCCAGGAGAUCUCGUUCGCCUUCUCGUGUGAGCAUUAGAGCAAAGUCGCCCUCUACAGCUCGAGUGCACCACAAAACCCCUCCCUUGCCUGGUACUCCUAAGCAAUUGAAAUCCCCUUCCCAAUCAUCUGAAGACUCACAGGCUCAUAGCCAUCCACUGUCGCCUGGCAACAUGCGGCCAGUGAGAACCAAGACUAACAGAGGUGAAGAGAGUGAGCACCUAGAAAUGAGAGAGGAAAGCACAGAAGAUAAGCAACCUUCAAGUCAACCAAGUGAUUCAAGUGGUGCUUCAGCACCUAAACUGGAGCCUCUUAAAGAAUCUGUUCCAGUCCUGCCACAGACACAUGCUCCAGCCUCGCUGCCUCCCCAACCAGCAGUCGCCAUGGCAAAACCAUCGUCCGGCACUACCGACCCAGAGGAAGCCACACGACUGCUGGCUGAAAAGAGACGACAAGCCCGGGAACAGAGGGAACGGGAGGAAGAAGAACGAAGGCAGAGAGAGGAGGCUGAAAGGCGAGGACGAGAGGAGAUGGCUCGCCGGAAGGCUGAGGAGAAGGCUCGCCGGGAGGAGGAGGCCAGACUGCAGGGAGAGGAGAUGAAGAGAAGGGAGGAGGAGGAGAAACGUGCCGCAGAGGAACAGCAGCAGAAGCUGGCUGAGGAGAGAGCACAGAAAGAGAGUGAAGAGGCAGAGCGCCUGCAGAAACAGAAAGAGGAAGAGGAAGCACGCCUGCGGGAGGAGUCCGACAGGAUGAGAUUAGAACGGGAGAAAAAAUUCCAGAAAGAGGAGCAGGAGCGCUUGGAAAGAAAGAAGCGACUGGAGGAAAUCAUGAAAAGGACAAGAAGGUCUGAUGGUGCCGAUAAGAAGCCUGUUUCACAAAGGAACGGGGAGGUAUCCCAGCAGACUAAAACAGAAGAAACAGUGCCCAGUCAACUGUUUAAACAGACACCUCAGUCCUUGAAGAUAGAGCCGAAGUCACCCGAAGAGCCAGCUGCACAGCACACAGGCAGCAAUGGCCAUGGACAAAUGAACAUUUCAGAUCCACCUUCAGCAGCAGAGGAAAGCACUUCAGCUGCUGAAAAACAUCCAAAAGAAAAUGGUAUUCCUGUACAGAAUGACAGUUUUGAAGAGGUGAUCAACCUCCCUGUUGGAACCAAGACAUCAAAGCUGGGCUUAACUGGAGAAGGAAGCCAGGAUGGCGGUGCAUUUAUUCCUGUACUUGCAUUCAAAGAGAAUGUGUCUCUGGGAUCGUUGGCUAAUGUUGAUGGUGUUCAGUCACAUCAGACAGCAGAAGUUAUCUGAGAAUUCCAGCAGAAAGCAAAGAAGUGGAAGUCAGCGAGAAAGCAGC
This is a messenger RNA of Polyodon spathula (Mississippi paddlefish), 2708 nucleotides long. It is a transcript of the gene map7b, whose product is annotated as microtubule-associated protein 7b. The coding region runs from base 224 to 2662 and encodes 812 amino acids. Gene Ontology annotation, cellular component: microtubule cytoskeleton. NCBI's taxonomy places the organism in Eukaryota, Metazoa, Chordata, Actinopteri, Acipenseriformes, Polyodontidae. Gene Ontology annotation, biological process: microtubule cytoskeleton organization. The transcript is spliced from 20 exons. The record is from RefSeq and is a predicted model, not a curated record.